Messenger RNA from Thunnus maccoyii (southern bluefin tuna), 2330 nucleotides. RefSeq names its product flavin-containing monooxygenase 5-like. The record is from RefSeq and is a predicted model, not a curated record. The coding region runs from base 195 to 1856 and encodes 553 amino acids. The transcript is spliced from 10 exons. NCBI's taxonomy places the organism in Eukaryota, Metazoa, Chordata, Actinopteri, Scombriformes, Scombridae. Gene Ontology annotation, molecular function: NADP binding; N,N-dimethylaniline monooxygenase activity; flavin adenine dinucleotide binding.
GUCUGAUCUUUAUUGUUCUUUUAAGUCACAAAUUUGUAGUUAUAUUCUUGUUUCUGAUGAAAUUGAUCAACAAUUUUGUCUGUAUUACUAAGCACUCUAUAGCGGUCUAAUAUUCCUCUGUAAUAGAACAUCUAUAUGCUAUCUCACCUUUUUCCUUCCACUUCUUUGCCCUUUUUUCCUGUUGCAGCUCCAUCAUGGUGCACAGAGUAGCAGUGAUCGGGGCAGGCCCCUCUGGUCUGACCAGCAUAAAGGCUUGUCUGGAUGAGGGCAUGGAGCCAACCUGCUUUGAGAGCAGUGAUGACAUGGGUGGACUGUGGAAGUUCAAGGAAGUGUCGGAGCCCGAAAGAGCCAGUAUCUACCGUUCCCUCACCAUCAACAUCUCCAAGGAGAUGAUGUGCUACAGUGACUUCCCCAUCCCCGCUGAUUACCCCAACUACAUGCACCACUCCAAAAUCCUAAAUUACUUCAGGAUGUAUGCGGAACACUUCAAACUGCUGCAACACAUUCGCUUCCAGACCUCAGUGAAGAGUGUCAAACAGAGACCAGAUUUCUCUCGCACUGGUCAAUGGGAAGUGGUGACUGAGAGCAGAGAUGGACAGGUUGAGAGUCACGUCUUUGAUGCAGUGAUCUGCUGCUCCGGUCACUACACCUACCCUAACAUGCCACUCAAAGACUUUCCAGGAAUUGAGACGUUUGAGGGAAAAUACUUUCACAGCUGGGACUACAAGGGGCCUGAAGACAUGUACGGGAAGAGAGUGGUGGUCGUCGGCAUCGGUAACUCAGGAGGUGACAUUGCUGUGGAGGGCAGCAGAGUUGCAGAGGAGAUGUAUCUGAGCACUCGUCGUGGUGCCUGGGUCAUCCGUCAGGUGUCUGACAACGGCCUGCCAGUGGACAUGAAGUACAACACACGUUUUGUCCACAUCUUGUUCCAGCUGUUGCCAAUGAACAUCCUCAACUGGAUUGGCGAGAAAAAACUCAAUGCCAUGUACGACCACACCAUGUAUGCCCUCAAACCCAAACACAGGCUCUUCAGUCAGAUCCCAGUGAUCAACGACGACCUGCCUUUAAAGAUUCUGGCUGGGUCAGUGGUCAUCAAACCAAACGUUAAGGAGAUCCGUGGCUCCACUGUGGUGUUUGAUGAUGGCAGCAUUGUGGAAAAGGUGGAUACGAUUGUGUUCGCUACAGGUUACAACUAUGAUUUCCCUUACUUGCCAAGCAAUGCUAUGUACAAGUCUGGACACCGUAUGGGUCUGUACAAGCAUGUCUUUCCCCCCAACAUGGAGCAUCCCACUCUGGCUGUGGUGGGUUUCAUCCAUGCCCUUGGAGCCAUUAUGCCUCAGGCUGAAAUGCAGGCCCGCUGGGUCACACGUGUCUUCAAAGGACAUAAAAAGCUGCCCUCAAAUCAGGCCAUGAUAAAGGCUGUUGAUAAUGACACCAAGGACAUUGAGAAAAGCUACAUUGUGUCAAAGUUGACACCGCUGCAGGUGGACUUUGUUUCCUACAUGGACAACAUAGCUGGAGAGAUCGGAGUGAGGCCAAGUCUCCCCUGGCUCUUUUUCACAGACUACCCCCUGUAUAAGAAGGUACUGUGGGGACCUGUCACAGCCUACCAGUACCGCUUGAUGGGACCAGGGAGAUGGGAGGGCGCCCGCAGAGCAAUCUUCACCCAGUUUGAUCGCAUGUACCAGCCCCUAAAAACCAGAAAGAUGGAGGAACCAGAGGCCUCCAUCACUGGCCGCCUGUUCAAGUUCAGCCUGACCGUCAUGGCCGGAGGAGCUGCCGUCCACUACAUCCAUACUCGCAACCCGACUGCCAUCCCCACCCUCCUGUCCAACCUCCGCCCACAAACAGUCUGAACAUGCGGCAUCAGUCAAAUGAUGUGAAGAGAUUUCUCAAACACACAAACUAAAUACCAAAUUCACUCUUUCUAGAUCCUCUAGUUCAGUAUACUGCUGUUUGGCUUGUGAUUGUUGGAAUGAUUAUUAAUGCAAGAGAUAUCACUGUAUCUAUGUAGUUAGUCUAUUUAAAUGCAGAGCCUUGUCGGGUGAAAAAAAAAGUUCAAAUGCAAAUGCAACUAUUUUACAUGAACAAAAUAUGUCAUGAAGGAAAUGUAACACAUCCUGGUUUACAUAUUUUAUCAACAUGUCCACCAGAGGCCUGAGAGUUUGAGGGUAUAUAUAUAUAUAUAUAGAUUUACUGAAUUGUUAAAGGUCAAGAAUAACUAAGCUAACCAUUCUUAUAUAGGUCAUAUUUAACUUUCAGUAACAGUGAAUGUGAAUGUGUUUUUCCUGUGUGAAUACAACAAUAUAUGCUGUAUAUUAAACGUCUCA